This is a messenger RNA of Microplitis mediator, 1152 nucleotides long. RefSeq lists its product as uncharacterized. NCBI's taxonomy places the organism in Eukaryota, Metazoa, Arthropoda, Insecta, Hymenoptera, Braconidae. The transcript has 4 exons. The record is from RefSeq and is a predicted model, not a curated record. The coding region runs from base 1 to 1044 and encodes 347 amino acids.
AUGUGUGGUGUCGGAUUACACAGUCCAGACUUUUCCAAAGCCAUUAGCUUCAAGGAUUUCGAAAACAAAAAAAGAAUUUUCGAGCUGGAGUCUGGAAAUAUCUUUAAUAACAAAAGGACUGUGUCACUGGAUAAAUUUAAUGGUUUUGAUAAAAAAUUAAAAUAUUAUUCAGUUGAGUACAAAUGUGAGCGAGGUGGUGAACCACGAGUUGUAAAAGGAAGCAAUUACAUAAGUGACAAGCUUGGAUGCGAGGCUAGUUAUAUAGUGAAGGCAAUCGAUAAGUCGACUCUACAACUAGUUUCAUUUAACGACAAUCAUAAUCACCCCAAAAAUUACAUUCCUGUUCAUAUAAUUUGUGCGGAUAAACUAGAUGAUGCUGAAAGCGAACAAAUGAAGUCUAUAAUAAAUAAAUAUUUCAGUCAAAUCCAAGACAACAAAAGGAAACAGAAAGAAGCCGAUCAAUUAAUUGAAGAGUUGAAGUUAAUCAAAGAAAAUAAGAUAAACACAGUGAAAGAGACUAUUAAACUUAAAGAUUGCAGAGUUAAAUUAAAGGAAAUUAACGAAGAACAGACGAUAAAGAAGAGAAAGAGAGAAUUAAAAGGGAAAAAUACAUCCGGUUUAAAAAAAAUUAAGAGCAUUCUCUCUGUGGGAUCCGGAAAUGUACAUACUGGAAUGGUGGAGGGUGACGAGACCGAAAACGAAGUUCGUGACGUCGAUGGUGGCGGUGAUGUAAACAGUGCCCUGAAAAAUAACAAUACUAGAGAAGUAGAGGACAAAGACUUAAAUAGUGAUGUAUGCGUUGCUUCGAUACCUAAAAAACCUGCUGAUGGACCUACUGAAAUGGUGGGGGCUGACAAAACUGAUAACGAAGUUCGUGACGUCGAUGGCGACGGUGAUGUAAACAGUGACCUGAAAAAUAACAAUACUAGAGAAGUAGAGGACAAAGACUUGAAUGUUGAUGUAUACGUUGCUCUGAUACCUAAAAAACCUUCUGAUGUUAAAAAAAAAUUCCCCGGUGUUAAAAUAACGCUGCCGCCGGUGUAAAUAUUAUAGACCGGUGUUAAAAUGUUUUUCUGUGUGAGUAUUUGUUAUAUUCGAUCACUACAGUUAAAUAGCGGUUUUAUUAAUUAAUUAAAUUAUUGGUGAUUGAAA